AUGAGGAAAUAUUUGGUGUCUUUAUUUUUUAUAUCCACAAUUUCCGCGUUGGAUUUGGCUAGUAUAAGUGAGUUGGAAAAGACAAACAUAUCUGAAUGAAGACAAGAGAAAAAGUUCCCAACCUUUUGAAAAUUGAAAAAAAAAUAAGUUCAAAAUUUCAAGGUGAACUCUGAAGCAAAAUUUAGCAUUACAUUUUUAAUUUCAUUUUCAGAAAAAAUUAGAAAAUCAUGAUUUUGGAUUUUUUUUCGAAAACUUAUUUUUUUCCAGAAAGAAUGUAUACUGUAGCAACCACUGAAGCUGCUGACAUCCAAUUCGAUAUCGUUGAUCCUGGUGCACUUUUAAUCGAAUGUUCAGCAGCUUGUGACAGCGGCUGGAAAUAUUGGAACUCGUCUUGCUAUCAAAAAUUCAAUGAUGCCGGAACCUUUGCAAAUGCUGUUACAAGUUGUGAAGCUCUUGGAGCACAACUUGUGAAAAUUUCCUCGAGCGAUGAAAACGAGGCACUAAGAAGUGAGUUUUAAGAUUAUUUUUUGUUUUUGAUAGGUAUUUUCAAAACAAAAAAAAACACUUUCAGAAGAAUUCGACUCAAAUGUAGUUGUUGGUGAAGCCAAGCAAACAUGGAUUGGAUUACAGUACUCCUCUGGAAGUUGGCAAUGGGUAGCUGAUGGUUCAACUCCAAGUUUUACCAACUGGGCACCAACUGAGCCAAGCUCUUCUGCGAGUGGAAUGUGUGCACAAAUGAUAACUGAUACAAUGCAAAAAGCCGCUUAUUUAUUCGAGAGAGGAGGGUGGAAAACUUAUAGUUGUGACAAUACAAGUUCGAGCUAUAUUUGUAAAAAAAAUGCAAAUUGA
Molecule: messenger RNA, 849 nt
Organism: Caenorhabditis angaria
Lineage: Eukaryota; Metazoa; Nematoda; Chromadorea; Rhabditida; Rhabditidae
Source: the annotation of a GenBank genome assembly